UCUCAAGUCAUUUUAGACACCACAUGUUCUGUGAGAAAUCUGUUUCAGCUGCUCAACGGGACAAAUAGAUCGAGACCAAAUGAUUUUGGGAUGAGAAAGAAAGAAAGGGAGGUGCCAUCAUAUAUGAGUCAGUGUUUGUUCAAUAAGUAGUGCCAUAAGCAUUGGCAUGGAAUCUGAAACAACAACAACAAAGCCAAGAACAAGUCGAAGUGGAAGAGGCUAGAAGAACAGAUCCUCUCACGUGCAAAACCAUCAGAGAGAGAGAGAGAGACUGUAGUAAUUUGUUUCUUCUCCCCAUGUCGAAUUAUGACGAGAUUUUAGGGCUGAUAUGGGAAAAUGGCCAGCUAUCCAUGCAUGGGCUUGCUGGGCUUCAACCUACUAACCCUACUCAGGAAAAGCCCAUAUUGAAUAGUGCCCACGACACAUUGGAGUCUAUUGUUCAACAUGCCACGUGCCCACGUUAUCAACCGUCAAAAUUCACUAGGGAAAAAGGCCAUGCCCCUACUAGUAAUAGAAAGAACAACUCCAUUGGUGCACCCGAUGGUGGUGAGGUUCAAGGUGUGCCAUCGUCGGCAAGGAAAAGAACAUGGUCCAAUGCUAACAACAUGUUGGAAGAAUGUGAUAUCCUCAGUGGUUGUGCUAGUGCUGGUGCCACCUUUUGUAGGGACAAUGAUACAGCCAUGAUAACAUGGGCUUCUCUUGAAUCUGGUCGGAACUUGAAGACCAUAGAGGAAGAUUCAGCUUGUCACUGUGGAUCGGAAAUUCGAGACAACCAAGAUGACAGAGACAGCAAAGCAGAAGUAGGCCAAAGCAACUCAAAAAGACGAAGUCGAACUGCUGCCAUCCACAACCAGUCUGAGCGGAAAAGAAGAGAUAUAAUUAAUCAGAAGAUGAAAGCCUUGCAGGGGUUGGUGCCUAAUGCAAAUAAGACAGAUAAAGCUUCAAUGUUAGAUGAGGUGAUAAACUACUUAAAGCAGUUGCAAGCACAGAUCCAAAUGAUGAACAGGACAAGCUUGCCCCAAAUGAUGGUGCCUUUGGCCAUGCAACAGCAGUUUCAGAUGUCAAUGCUAGCCAGAAUGGGUGCUGCUGGGCUUGGCAUGGGAAUGGGCAUGGUGAACAUGAACAUGGGGAGAUGCUAGGUGCACCCAGCAAUUUUUAUGAAUGGACAAUUUUGCCCUUUAAUAAAAAAUUAUAAAAAGCCCCCCCCCUCUCCGGAAGAAACUUUUCUGCUGCUGCUCAUUCCUUCCGCGAAGCUUGUUCUCCAUUCUCUGCGAACUGCUUCUUCUUCUCCGGCAAGGCAAGCGCGAACCUCGUCUUCUUCUUCUCCGCGAACGAGGUUAGUCUCCCUAACUCCCCUUUGCUUGUAUGAUACAACAUUGUUAUAGCGUGUAGCAGUGGAACCUUAGGAUAGUUACCUUAGGAUAGUAACCUUAGGGUAGAAGACGAGAAGAGAGGACGCCGAAAAAAAUGGGGAAAGGAGGCUGACGGUGGAGACUUCCGGAAGACCCGUUAGGGGUUCUUCCGGAAGUUCCAGAAGAACAUUUUUCGGAAAGUUUCCGGAAGAAGGGUUCUUCCGGAAGUAACCAAACGUCUUCCGGAAGAACACUUCUUCCGGAAGAAUCCCGGAAAAACCUCUUCCGGGAAUUUUCCGGAAGAAGUGGUUCAUCCGGAAGAAUUCUGGAAGACGCGCACUUCCGGAAGAACUUUCAAAUUUCCGGAAGACCUUUCCGGAAGA
This is a messenger RNA of Glycine soja, 1735 nucleotides long. Its product is annotated as transcription factor UNE10-like. The transcript is spliced from 6 exons. NCBI's taxonomy places the organism in Eukaryota, Viridiplantae, Streptophyta, Magnoliopsida, Fabales, Fabaceae. The record is from RefSeq and is a predicted model, not a curated record. Gene Ontology annotation, molecular function: protein dimerization activity. Gene Ontology annotation, cellular component: nucleus. Bases 297 to 1139 code for a protein of 280 amino acids.